This is a messenger RNA of Paramecium pentaurelia, 892 nucleotides long. Lineage: Eukaryota; Ciliophora; Oligohymenophorea; Peniculida; Parameciidae. The record is from the annotation of a GenBank genome assembly.
AUGCAAUCCCCUCUUAAAACAAUUGAAAGUUUAGACUAACCAAAUGCUUACCAAAUGCCAGAUUAUGUAAAUAGUACUAAGAGUACAAGUUGCUUAGAUAUUUUGGGAACUUAGAGCGGAAUUUACAUUUAAUAAACAUUUAAGUAAUUCUAUAUGGGAUUAAACGAAUUUAAAGUAUACGGUGCUAAUCAUUUAGGAGAGGAAAUAAAAUUUAGAUAAUUAUUCAAAUGUUAUGAGUAAUCUUCAGAUUGCACAAGAUUUUGGUUAGGGUACUUUCUUUCAAUUAUUUAGUCCAUAAAUAAGGCCAUUUGAGAUGAUGGUAGAUAACUAUUAAUAUAAAAGUUUUUAUUCAAAUAUUAGUUAUCAAUAGACAUAAAAUUCUGAUCUAACUAUUUUUAAAUUUAAAAGAGAAUACUAAUGCACUUUCUGUUGUUUUAAUAGGUAUUUAUAUAUAUAAAUGUUAGGCCUCGUCUUGAGGUUCAUUAUGUAGAAAAUGGUUAAAACAUAUUUUUAGGAUACAUUAGUGAUCCUGUUUAUUGUUGCUAAAUUGGAAGCAAUAUUUUUAAUUCUAAUGGCGAUUUGAUAUUUAAAAUAGAAGCAAAUACUUGCCAAAGUUAUUUUUGGUUAAGGUGUCCAUGCAGUGUGGAAUGUAAUAAAAUUAAUUUUUAAAUCAAACUUCCAACAGGAUAAGUGGGUAAAAUAUAUAUAAAUUAAUAUUAUAGUUGCUCCUAUAUAAAAGUAGAUUAAAACUUGUCUUAAUAGUUAAUAAAAUAGAUAUUCUGAUAAUAUAAAUAUUCUUUUCCCUAAGUAAGCAUCAAAAGAAGAUAAAGCUUUAAUACUAGCUGCCACAAUUAUGAUUGAAUUCAUGUAUUUUGAAAAGGAUAUCGUUUGA